Apodemus sylvaticus (European woodmouse) is the source of this 1050-nucleotide messenger RNA. RefSeq names its product paired box 4 (gene Pax4). The coding region runs from base 1 to 1050 and encodes 349 amino acids. Gene Ontology annotation, molecular function: DNA-binding transcription factor activity, RNA polymerase II-specific; RNA polymerase II cis-regulatory region sequence-specific DNA binding. NCBI's taxonomy places the organism in Eukaryota, Metazoa, Chordata, Mammalia, Rodentia, Muridae. Gene Ontology annotation, biological process: anatomical structure development; regulation of transcription by RNA polymerase II. The transcript is spliced from 10 exons. The record is from RefSeq and is a predicted model, not a curated record.
AUGCAGCAGGACGGACUCAGCAGUGUGAAUCAGCUGGGGGGACUCUUUGUGAAUGGCCGGCCCCUUCCUCUGGACACUCGGCAGCAGAUUGUGCAGCUAGCAAUAAGAGGGAUGCGACCCUGUGACAUCUCACGGAGCCUUAAGGUAUCUAAUGGCUGUGUGAGCAAGAUCCUAGGACGCUACUACCGCACAGGUGUCUUGGAACCCAAGUGUAUUGGGGGAAGCAAACCACGCCUGGCUACGCCUGCUGUGGUGGCUCGAAUUGCCCAGCUAAAGGACGAGUACCCAGCUCUUUUUGCCUGGGAGAUCCAACGCCAGCUUUGUGCUGAAGGGCUUUGUACCCAGGACAAGGCUCCCAGUGUGUCCUCUAUCAAUCGAGUCCUUCGGGCACUACAGGAAGACCAGAGGUUGCGCUGGACACAACUCAGAUCACCAGCUGUUUUGGCUCCAGUUCUUCCCAGUCCCCACAGUCACUGUGAGGCUCCCCGAGGUCCCCACCCAGGAACCAGCCACAGGAAUCGGACUAUCUUCUCCCCCGGCCAAGCUGAGGCACUGGAGAAAGAGUUCCAGCGUGGCCAGUAUCCAGAUUCAGUGGCCCGAGGAAAGCUGGCUGCUGCCACCUCUCUGCCCGAAGACACAGUGAGGGUCUGGUUUUCCAACAGAAGAGCCAAAUGGCGAAGGCAAGAGAAGCUGAAAUGGGAAACACAGCUGCCAGGUGCUUCCCAGGACCUGAUGGUACCAAAAGAUUCUCCGGGGACCAUCUCUGCACAGCAGUCCCCUGCCAGUGUCCCCUCAGCAGCCCUGCCUGUGCUGGAACCAUUGAGUCCUUCCUUCUGUCAGCUCUGCUGGGGGACAGCACCGGACAGAUGUUCCAGUGAUACCUCAUCCCAAGCCUGUCUCCAGCCCUACUGGGACUGCCACUCCCUCCUUCCUGUGGCCUCUUCCUCAUACAUGGAAUUUGCCUGGCCCUGCCUCACUGCCCAUCCUGUGCAUCAUCUGAUUGGAGGCCCAGGACAGGUGUCGUCAGCCCAUUACUCACACUGGCCUUAA